AUGAGCCGCAGAUCCGGCUCACUGGUUCGAUGCCCAUGUAUUCGGGACAAAGGUCUUAUCUGCAUGGCGCAUGUCGUGCGGGAAGAUGAGACAGCUGAUGGACGCCAGAGAUCCAAGUCUUCGUCGUAUCCGACCCAUCCCGCCAAUGAUUUGGAACCAGUCGUUCACUUGGGUCCUGCGGGUAGUUAUAGGGGUAUCAUACAGAACAAUGGAACCGUGGCUAGUUGGAAAGGCAUCCCGUACGCAACGCCUCCUGUAGAUUCGUUGCGUUUUAUGCCUCCAGAGCCUCUGGCGCCACAACAUUCUUCCAUCGUCGACGUGACGACCGAUGCGCUCCGAUGCGUGCAAUUCGCUGGUGCCCCCUACGGUGUCAUCAACUCAAACAUGGUCGGACAAAGGUCUGGGCCGGGACAGGAAGAUUGUCUCAAGCUAUGGAUCUGGAAGCCAGCCAACGCAUCUGCGGAAGCUAAGCUCCCUGUCAUGUUCUAUGUUCAUGGCGGCGGCUUGCAAUACAGCGCGGCACCCAACAACGACUUUAGCGACUGGGUGGGUCAAAGCCAGAACUUCAUCGCCGUCAACGUAGCUUACCGACUCGGGGCGCUUGGCUUCAUGGCCCACUCAUCGCUGCCAUCGGCAAACGCUGGCCUGCUCGACCAAAGGAUGGGCAUUCAAUGGGUCAAGCAGAACAUCGCGGCUUUUGGUGGCAAUCCCGACGACAUCACUAUCAUGGGCCAAUCCGGCGCAGGUUACGCCGUAGUGUCGCAGCUGGCCCUGUACGACGGAGACAACCAAGGCUUAUUUCAGAAGGCGAUUCCUCGUUCGGUCCAACGCUCGCCAAUGUUUCCGGUCGAUGAGCUUACAGAUCGCAAUGCUGAAUACUUCCGCUUGCUCAAUUGCACGACUGGGCAGGGUCAGCUCGAGUGCUUUAAGAGCGUGCCGGUGUCAUCCCUUGUCAAUGCAUACAACAGUCUGUCCAGGUACAGGGCAACCAGUGGGAUAUUUCAGAACCGCACAUUUGGAUCAUCUGCGGCAUUUCUGCCCAUGAUCGACGGCGUUACGUUGACAGAUACUAUUACGCAGCUUUUCAAGAAAGGCAAGACAGCGAACGUGCCUGUCCUUGCGGGCGCGGUAAAUGACGAAGGUGCGAACACCGCUGCUCGCAACAUCACGACCAUUAGCCCAUCGACCAACACAAUCUGGAACUUGACGGAUCAGCAAGUCUAUCAGGCCGCAAGUUUUUACCCAGUCAACGCAGGCUUCGGGUACGCUAGCCCCGACAACUUCUUCCUUGGCGGAUUCAAAGCAUACAUCCAGAGUGUCAAUUCAUUCGGUGAGGCAGGAAUGACAGGUUCGGAACGCCUCAUUGGCAAAUAUAUGAGUGAUGCUCAUGGCGCCGAUCGGGUUUGGACAUUCCGAUUCAACGCACCUGGCGUCGGCACAAACUACACUGGCCAUCAGUACCCACUGAGUUGGGUGGCCCACUCGGCUGACAACAGCUACUUACAGAACCGCACGUCUGUGAUGACUGCCUUUGAGAAGGGAAUGGCAUCGGAGUGGCGUGCUUAUCUGGGUUCUUUCAUCCGCACUGGCAAUCCUAACACCCAGAAACUGCCCAAUUCACCAGAGUGGCCCAGUUAUGGUGCCCUCAAUGAUUAUGUCAACUCGCCCGUGAGGUUAGUCCCGCAGUUUGCGUACUCCAGCAACCCCGACCAAGACGACAGGACUAGCACCCAAGUUGAGGUGUCUCAAAAGGCACAGAUUGAGCGUGAGGAUUGGUGGACGUCAGAUGCUCUUCUCGAAAGUAUGAGGUUGUGA
Messenger RNA from Fulvia fulva, 1815 nucleotides. Its product is annotated as putative secreted lipase. NCBI's taxonomy places the organism in Eukaryota, Fungi, Ascomycota, Dothideomycetes, Mycosphaerellales, Mycosphaerellaceae. Bases 1 to 1815 code for a protein of 604 amino acids. The record is from RefSeq and is a predicted model, not a curated record. The transcript has 5 exons.